AUGUGUGCUAAGUUUGGUCCGGAUCGGUUAAGAAAUGGAAUUUUCUGUUCGGAACAUACGGCGGAGCCGGACGAUUUAGCAGAUACAGCCUGUGCAUGCAUCAAAAGGUGUAUUUGUCGGAGAUGUUCGGCGGGACCUCCCAAUUCCGGCGACAUAGUUGCCCACCCUAUUCAAAGAAAGCCUUUACGUCAGUUCGACAAGAAUGAGAAAUUUCAAACUUACCUUCUUGUUACUUACCAUCUUAGUGAUUCUCUCUGCUGUUGACGUAGCUGAAGGCAACGUUAUCGGAAAAAUUGGAAAUGUUAUCGGAAAAGUUGGAAAAGCAGUUGGAGAACGUAUGGUAAAUCAGUUCAAGAAACUUCCGGAAGCUCUCGACCAAACUCGUAGAGUGAUAAAAAUUGCCACGGGACUAGGACUGUAGUAAGAUGUUCGAUGUCUCUCGUGCUCGAUUGUCGAUAAACGGCAUUGUGAU
Molecule: messenger RNA, 472 nt
Organism: Cylicocyclus nassatus
Lineage: Eukaryota; Metazoa; Nematoda; Chromadorea; Rhabditida; Strongylidae
Source: the annotation of a GenBank genome assembly